Morone saxatilis (striped sea-bass) is the source of this 543-nucleotide messenger RNA. Its product is annotated as LIM zinc-binding domain-containing Nebulette-like. The transcript is spliced from 5 exons. Gene Ontology annotation, cellular component: focal adhesion. Lineage: Eukaryota; Metazoa; Chordata; Actinopteri; Moronidae. Bases 244 to 543 code for a protein of 99 amino acids. The record is from RefSeq and is a predicted model, not a curated record. Gene Ontology annotation, molecular function: actin filament binding.
UCGAUCGCAGCCCCGCUGAGCGCAGCAUCUUCCAGGCUUCAGACCGGACGGUGAGCCGCUGACUGUACGGAGCUCCACCGCUGUCUCUCGGAUACAUUUCCAGCUGUUUUUGUCACUAAGUUUACGGUAGUGUCGUUGAGUAAGUUUACCGGGACUCUCGGUGUGGACUCCGGUAACAUUAACUCAUCUCGGGGAUAAACAAGUGGAUUUGAGCCGCGGGAGAGAACCGAGGAGGUCUGGAGGAUGAACCCUCAGUGUGCCCGCUGUGGGAAGAUCGUCUACCCGACGGAGAAGGUCAGCUGCCUGGAUAAGAACUGGCAUAAAGGAUGUUUCCACUGCGAGGUUUGUAAGAUGACCCUGAACAUGAAGAACUACAAAGGCUACGACAAAAAACCCUACUGCAACGCACAUUACCCCAAGACGUCGUUCACCAUCGUGGCCGACACACCAGAGAACCUGAGACUGAGACAGCAGAGCGAGCUACAGAGCCAGGUGAAGUAUAAGAAGGAUUUUGAAGAGAGUAAAGGACGAGGAUUUUUGUAG